Molecule: messenger RNA, 693 nt
Organism: Vicia villosa (hairy vetch)
Lineage: Eukaryota; Viridiplantae; Streptophyta; Magnoliopsida; Fabales; Fabaceae
Exons: 2
Coding region: 1-693 (230 amino acids)
Molecular function (GO): zinc ion binding; nucleic acid binding
Source: RefSeq, a predicted model, not a curated record
AUGAAUUGUAUUGAUGCGCAGAGGGUGCAGUUUGGUACCCUUAUGCUCGAGAAGGAAGUUGAGGAUUGGUGGGGUAACACUGCUCAGAGGUUUGAAGAAGAGGGUAUUCAAAUUACUUGGGAUCUUUUCCGUGAUGCAUUUUUGAAAAACUAUUUUCCAAAAUAUGUCCGUGGAAAGAAAGAGGUGGAAUUUCUUGAGCUGAAGCAAGGUAAUGGUACCGUAGCGGAGUAUGUUGUGAAAUUCCAAAAGUUGAUCAAGUAUUGUCCUCAUUACAAUACUAUGAAUGCUGAGAGGUCUAAGUGUUUGAAGUUUGUGAAUGGUCUGAGGCAUGACAUCAAGAAAGCUAUUGAUGCCAAUCAGCCAAUAAAAGCAUUAACAGCGGAGUUGGUUAACAAGAGUCGGAUUUAUGAUGAGGAUAGUAGAGAGAGUGCUUCUCACUAUAAGUUUUCGAGUUAUGGGAAAGGAAAAGGACAAUAUCGUGGAAAACCGUAUGAUGAUAAGAAGAAGAAGAAAUCUAGUUAUGGAGGAAAGCCAAGUUGGGGAGGAUCUAGUGCUCUGGUUAAGUGUUUCAAGUGUGGUGUCGAAGGACAUCGUGCUAAUGAAUGCAACAAGAAAUCUAUUAAGUGUUUUAAGUGUGACAAGCUGGGUCACAAAGCUGUGGAUUGUAGGAGUGGUUCGGGUGUGACUUGCUAG